Molecule: messenger RNA, 1836 nt
Organism: Glarea lozoyensis ATCC 20868
Lineage: Eukaryota; Fungi; Ascomycota; Leotiomycetes; Helotiales; Helotiaceae
Product: SAP
Exons: 1
Coding region: 1-1836 (611 amino acids)
Source: RefSeq, a predicted model, not a curated record
AUGCCAACGCGUCGCAAGCCAGUCCCACAAGCCAGUCCCAUAAACCCAAAGAAAAAUAAGAAUGAUCGAAUGGAACCAAAGCCCAAACCCAAACCAAAGAAACGGAAGUUCCGUCUAUGUCACUAUGCGCGAGCGUUAGGGCCGCCAAUCGCGGGUUAUUGGGAGCCACUCAUAAAGUCUCUAGUGGAAGCGGAGCAGGAAGGAGAAGAUGAAGAGGAUUCAUCAACACAACAACAAGAACACUCUUCACCACCACAAGCCAAGACUCCCUCACCCGUUUUAUUCAAGUUACGUUUUGGGGCUCAUAGUCAGGACGGGAUAGACUACGAAACUAAAGACAAUGGAAAGCUACGCACGAUCCUUCCUGACAGGGACUUGGAACCAGCCACUACACGUGAAGAAAUGAUUGCACAACUGAAUUCCUGUCCGGCAAACUACCACACCAAAAACAAAGACCUCACAAUAAUGCUUCAUCGACGCAAGCUCGACAAAGUUGAUUAUGGAGGGAAUGCAGACAAGAUUCAUAGGUUGGUGCUUGAUGACGAUGUGGACCGAGAUACUGGAGAUCAGGGAGAAUCUGAACUGUAUGCUCACAUUUGGGCAUUCAACUGGAUUAUGAAGAGGCUUGUUGCCGAACAGGAGAAGCUUAUAAAAAAGUCGCCAUACAUAGAUAAGGAUGACAACGAACUUCGAUCGCUGUUACAGGGAAGGCAAUCGCCACUGAUGUGGGAUGAGCCAGUAAGAACGUCGAAUACCAGACCUGCGAUGUUGAAAAGGCUUAUAGACCAGCACUAUGAUGGUCUUCAAAAAGAUCUUGAUGAUGCAGAAGCCGAGCGUGAUACUUUGAUGACGGAUUUGGAAGAGCGAAUCGGUCACACUGUGGAUGUGGAUGAAGCCCUCGCAAGAGAAGAACAACAGCGAAAGGAUCAGUGGAAGAAUUUACCAAUUAUCGACCCUCAAGUCCCACCAAUGAUGUUUCCAAACAGAAUGCCUGACGGACAAGAAGUUGACUAUACGAAGUAUAAAACGGCGGAACUCGUCGACAUGGCCAAAAAAGAGCACAUCCCUUACGGAGGAUCAAGAGAUGAUUUAAUAUACCGCCUAAGCAAGUCGCGAAAAGAAGCUCUAAUCGCCCAGGCACAGAGUAGCGCUAGCGGUAGCAACAUCAUCUCUCCAAACCCACUUUACAAAGAUGCACGUACGUCACUCAGCGAAGAUGGGAUAAACUAUAACACGAAGGACAACUCAAAACUAAUCAGACUCGUCCAGGAUCGUGGUCUCGAGCUACCUAAAACUCGCAUCGAAAUGAUUGAACUACUCGAGAAAAACCCUGCGAAUUAUGAGGCUAAGACGAAGAAAGUGCUGUCUCAGAUGUUGUCAAAUCGUCUUGUGAGGAGGGUGAAAGGCGAUAAGCAGUAUUUGGUUCAGCUGUUGGAGCGGAACGAUGAUGUUGAUCGCGAUACGGGGAAUAUUGAGGAGGGUGCUAAGUAUGGGAAGUUGCUCGCUAUGAGAUUGGCUGGUAGUGCGAUACUUGAAAAGAAAGAGGAGUUGGAGGAGAAUAAUCCGUUUGAAUCAUGUACGGAUGAAGAGCUUCAAAAGCUGAUGGUGAAUUGGAAGUUGGAGAGUUCAGAUAACAGCAAGGUCAUGAUUGAACGAUUGCGGGAACACCAGGAAAUGGCUUUUCAGAAGGAGUUUGAGAGACAAGAGAAGAAUUAUGAUGCGGUUCUUGAUAGGUUUGCGAUUAGAAUGGGGAGAGAUGUAUGUCCUGUCAAGACUUAUGCGAUUGAGUCUCAGUUAGGACCGAUUCGUUGGCUUGAGUGGGAGAUGUGGCUGUAG